UAGCUUGAAAACAAUAGCUACACGUCAUUUUGACGUUGAAGCUUACCGGCGAAUCACAAUAUCGCACGAGCAAACCUCAGGUUGUUGAGCUAACGAGAACCGAAGCGAGUCUCAAACGACUUUUCCACAGAAAACUUAUUUUCUUUCUAGCCCAAACUGCAGCAGGAGUUCACAAUAUCUAAUAUUACACACGCACUACGUUUUCGGCGUUGCUGCGCGUCUGUGGAUGAACAUCCGGUAGUGCGAUGCACGGAAUCUCCGUAGUACCGCCGUAUCGCAUGUGUUCUGUCAGUUCUCGUUUUCUCGUUUUCAAGUUCUCUCGUUUCGUUAUUCCCGCUUCUAACUAGUGUUCAUUUCAUCACUCAUUGGAGUGUUUCAGUAUUGUAUGUAGACCCCAUUGUUUGUCUGUAAAUAUCCCAUGUAAAUAAUAAUUGUACGUACGCACAUGUGACUUCGUUUCGACGCCCGCUCAAGUUUGCACUUGUUCAUCAUGCCCCCUGCGUGCAUCGUGACUACUUGUCCGAACAGACGGGUGAAGAAUCAGCCUGCAAAACUAACUUUACACAAGGUGCCUGUUGAUGAGCCGCGGAGGUCUCUGUGGUUAGAACUUUGUGGACAACGAAACUCAGCUGAGAACUUGUCAAUGUGCCCGCGCGUUUGUGAGAAUCAUUUCACUCCAAUCGCGUACCGUAUGGGACUCAUGGGGCCGGUCAGUAGAAGACUUCGGGACGAUGCUGUGCCAUCGCUACGACUUCCCAAGGAUUGCGAUGAUCCACCGUCAAAACGUCGUGCUGUUUCGCUCACAUCUCUGGAAACAGCAGAGUGCAAGUUACAACUGCAAGCACAGCACAAAAACCCCACGCCGUGCAAGUUGGUGACACAGGGAUCAAGCCUAAGCCAUAGACCACUGAUGCCAAAGCAAGUGCAGCCUUUGAUCAACCCGUCACUAUCCUCUGUACAAAUGCUCUCUGCAAUGCAAGCCAGUACAGUCAUGCACCGGAAUGAAGGUGCCACAACAUCAUGCACAUCAUCUGUGAUUCCACAAGCGAGGGAGACGCACCCAUCUCUGAGUGCAGCAAAACCAAAAAUGUUUGUGUCACAGACCUCCACAUCAACACAGACAGACAAAAUGGCUAAAGCCCUGCAGGAGCGCAGCUGCCAGACGGAUCCCUGGGAGCCACCAGCCAAGACGGAUCCUACAAUCAGACCCGAGCAUAUGACAACGCCCUCGCUGCCUGCUGAUAUCAUCGAACCUGAAGAUGAAGACUCCAGUGACAGCUACUCUCCAUCACAGGAAGAGAGUAGCAGCGAUGAGGACGAGGCAUGCCACCCGUGCACACCGUAUCAAGAAAGGAAGUUUGUUGUAUUUGAGAGCUGCCUGCUGGAGCUAUUUCGAACCUGCCCACAGUGCUUUGCCAGGUGCACCAACAACAUCACAACUCAGGGCACUAUGAUCUCAGUGAAGAGCCAGUGCACCCAUGGGCAUGUGCAAACCUGGGACAGCCAGCCCAUGGUAAAUGGGAGACCAGCGGGGAAUCUCCUCCUUUCAGGGGCAAUGUUCUUCUCUGGAGUCAGCGCUGCUCCUACUUUACGGAUGCUGAGGCACAUCAGUAUUCAAACAUUCAGCCUCACGACGUAUUAUAAGUACCAGAGCAGUUUCCUUGUCCCAGCAGUAGAGAAGGUGUGGUUGGAAGAGCAAAAGCAGCUCAUUGAUCAACUGAGAGGCCAGGCUAUCGAUGUGUCGGGGGACGGACGGUGCGAUUCCCCUGGGUUUUCUGCAAAGUACAUGACGUACAAUGUGCAUGUAGAUCAGAUCAACAAAAUUAUUCAUUCUGCACAAAUUCAGCUUGCAGAGAAUGAGAGGGUCAUGGCAAGUGUCCAGAUGGAAAAGGAAGGACUGAUCAGAAGCAUCCAGUUCUUGAAAGAACAAGGUAUAACAUUGAACUCGAUAACAACUGAUCGGCAUCCUGCAAUAAGAAAGCACAUGGAAACGCACGAACCAGGCACAAAACAUUACUUUGACAUUUGGCACAUCUCAAAAGGUCUGAAGAAAAAACUGAGCACCAUCAGUAAGAGUGUCACCUGUCGCGGCCUAGAUCCCUGGAUCCAGGGAAUUUCAAAUCAUCUGUAUUGGUGUGCCAGGGCCGGUGGAGGUGAUGCCCAGCUAACAGUUGACAUGUGGCUGAGUGUGCAAAACCAUAUAAUCAACGUUCACGAUGGACAUAAGGGAUCCUAUCCGCGGUGUCUUCAUGACCCCAUUCCAGAUGGAGUGUGGCUUGACCCUGAUUCUGUAGCUUACAGAAAAUUUAAGGAGGUCACAGGCAACAAGCGUAUCUUGAAGGAUGUGGCGCAAAUGUCUCCAAGCCAUCAGACUUAUGCGUUGGAGUCGUUCCAUAGUUUGCUUAUCAGAUUCGCACCGAAGUCUGUUGCCUUCUCCCCUGAAGGCAUGCUCUGCAGGACGAGGCUUGCAAUCCUGCACUAUAAUGAAAAUGCGGAACGCUGCCAAGCAGAGACAUUGGCAGGAGCUCAAAGGUGGAAGGUUAAAACCUGUAAAGCCAGACACGGGCAACAAGUCGCUUGCCCCAUCAAGACUCCUCCAACAUUCAGUUAUGUUGCAAAGCUGCUUGCGCAAGCCAUAACAGAGUGCAGCACAUGCCCCUCGUUUGAGCAUGCCAUGAAAGGACGAAGGUCAAGAAGUUUCCCACCACCAAUGAGCCACUCUAAAGAGAGGCUGCCAAAGGCGGACGUUGUGGCAGCCAGGGUCUCAAGACUAGGAAACUAAAGUGGGCAUUUGGCCUCCUCGGGCAGAUUGGCCACCUUCACCCCCUUGAGAGUUUUGUGAACCUGGGAACCUUUUGUGAACCCUGGGAAACAUGAACAUUAUCGUAUACUGCUAUCCAAUGGCGCAUUGUGUAGGAUGUAAUCCUACCUAUAUUUAACAUGUGCUGAAUUUGCAUAACCAGCAUUUGAAAGUACUAAUGCGUUUCGAAAACUUGUCUGAUGCGAUGAUGAAAAAUGGAAGUCACUGAAAAGGUUAGCCAGCUGUAGGACUCGAACCAACAUCUUCUGGGUCACUGGUCUAAUAAUAAGCUGUGCAUGAUUACCUAUGACUAGGGUUCCACGUUUUCGGUUUUAAUCGGAAAACAUAUGCCGGGUCAAUUUCCUCUUAUUCUGUUUUAAUUGAAAAACACUGAAUACAGAGGGACAUUCCAGGACACGACAGAGAUAAAUUGCUGCACAUGCCAAGCAAGUUGUUGGUGCAGAUCAGAAAACCAUACAGAAUUACGAUGGUUGUGAAAAAUAUCCAUUUACUUUUUCGUUAGUCGUACACAACACCAAGUUGAAUGAGCGUCGUGCGAAAAUUACAUAGCGGUACCGUAACUGUGAUUUCUAUUUGCCAAUAACUGUCGGGUAACCAUGUACAUGCAAGGAAAAACUUCGAUUUCGUGAAAAUCAAUGAACAUCGAAAAACAUACGCCGAAUCCCUCUAAAAAUAAAACCGGAAAAUGCUGAACCCUACCUAUGACGCAUAUACGUACAUUCGCACAUUUUGUUUGUGUUGUAUUCCGAACAGCUGUAAUAGACAUCUGAAAGCAGCUGGCUCACAAGUCUAACCAAGCUUGACUGAACCAUACUAAUCUCCUCGGGUAACAAUACUAGACAGGAACAUAGAAAUCUAAAUCAUAUCAGGUUUAAUGACACAUAGCAAUUCGGAAUGCAGGCAGAUAUCACAGUUAUUGGCCCCAGACAGCACUGUAUUGUGAUGAUCACACAGAAAUUAAUGUGAAUUGAAAUAAUGGGUCAGUUUCAACAACAUGAUGCACAACUGAUUCCUGGUAGCACCCACGCAACAUAGCUGGUCAUACCAAGAUGAAGUUUGCAUUUGUCUUGAAUAACGAAUUGCAAGGAUUUACGUGGUGUGCAGUCCUCCUAUCCUUGUGUUGUGCUCCUAGUUCCAAUCCUAAACCUCGAAGUGGCCGUGGCGCACGAUCUACAUUGUGUAUAAUUUGCAAGAUCUCCUUUGCUAGGAAUGUCUCAUCAUGUCAUGCAGUCUUUGGCAGUGACUAAGCUACAAGUAGAUUGUAACUGUAACUAGGUACCACUUUUGGCUAAAGUAAAUGUUACGAGGGGACAUCGCUGUAACAGAGUUACCCUGGUUUGGUAAUAUUUUCCAGAUAAUCAUAAAUUUGCAAGGUAACUGUAUCGGUAACUUAGUUAGUGUUUUAGUAACCUAACCAUGAGUGAUGUCGAGCAUGGAGAAAAAAGUGGUUGAGAACCACUGCUCAUAGAAAGGAUCCUAUACCAUGUUUUGGAGAACUGUGUUUCAUAGCCAUUUCUUGUUGGCACUAUUCAAUGAAUAUGCAUAUCACUGCUCGACAGAAUGUUCACAUUGUGUGCCGGUUUUUGACUUGCAGGUAUACUGUUUCAAUACAGCCGACCACAGAAAAUGUACUGUCCAUUUCCAUCUUUUUCCACAGUUCCAUGGAAUUUCUGCAUAUCAGACUGUAAACAUAUACACUGAUAUAAUCAGACAAGUGUAAGGGAUGAGAUGUGUGUGUCAAUAAGUGUAAUAAACAGAUGAAUACACAGCCAGUUACAAGAGCAUUGAUUUUUUUAUUCUUUCUGUGCCAGACGGAACCCCCUGUAAACCUUCGAAGGGAAGCGUUUCCUUAUUGUGCUGACUACACAUGAUGGCAGCGGCUUCCUGUUAAAUUUCCCAAGGUACUCCCAUACCCACAGGACAAACUGUCUGUAGGAAGUGAAACGGUACUGUCUGAAAGAACGGGAGGUAUAAAUAUCAUGCAUGCUACUAAAGGGUCACCUUCAAUGCAGACCUAAUCGAAGAGAGAGUCUGGUAACAAAACGUGUAUGCAGUAGUAAUGAAACCUAGUCACUAUAUAAACCCACAGGAUUGAAAAAAAAAAAAGACUUUUCAACUACGGUGGGAGCGUAAAUUUCCCACUUGUCACCCGGGAUGCGAAAGGUAGACGCCGCUACUCCUUUGAACGUAGAAUGCUGGCUUUCAGAACACACGUCUCGUAAAAACACGGAUAUGUUCCAGUGAGGAAUAUACAAGUACCGCAACUUAUAAAUCAACGAAUCGUGCAGAUAAUUCCAUAAUAUACAGACACGUUGUAUACUUACUCGUUCUUCGCUUUCCCAGUCUUUACUCCACGUUGACGUAAGUCGCGGUUCGCAACCCGCAAAACGACGUCAUUUAGGCACACUGCGCUGAACUCCUCAUUAUGCGUGAUACAUUUCGUGUCAUGCUCCUCGUUCAUCUCUUCUAUUGCGGGGUAGUCCCAGCAGCAAACACAUUCAGUCGCUUUCUGCAUGCUGGUACAUUCUCCGCAUCGGCACCUAAUAAGUAGUGAAGAUGACACAAGCGACAAUGAUAUGUUUGUAAAAUAGGGUAAUGCAAAGUAUUACUUUGCAAAGGUACAGUAUGCGAAACGCCGAAACUUUGAGAGGCUCGCUUACCAGUUCGUAUUUCCAACACGACCAACGUGGUUCGGCGGGUUCUCCACGAAAUUUUCGCACGGCGGCAGUUGCGCUGGCGUAGUUCCGUCUGUCUCUGACGAUCGUGGCGUCGCACCAUACGAAAGUUGUCCAAUUCCGGACGUUCGUGACAGUAUGUCGCGUUCGAGGU
This is a messenger RNA of Ornithodoros turicata, 5650 nucleotides long. RefSeq lists its product as uncharacterized. The coding region runs from base 491 to 2782 and encodes 763 amino acids. Lineage: Eukaryota; Metazoa; Arthropoda; Arachnida; Ixodida; Argasidae. The record is from RefSeq and is a predicted model, not a curated record. The transcript is spliced from 14 exons.